UGAGUCGCGCUGUGGACAAGAGGAGAUCAUUCAGGAUGCCAGAGCCAGUCAAAAAAGCAGAUGGUAACACAAGAGCUCCAGUUGCCCCUGCUGAUGGGCCGGGGGAGUCCAGUGCAGAACCAGAGCAGGCCCCAGCUCCACCUGCAGCAGCACCCACAGAGGACCAAACUACUGCCCCAGCUCAAGAUGCUCCUCCAGCUGAGGACCCCCAGCCUCCAGAUACAAGACAGGACCUGACUGGACUCUUUACAGAAAAACCACAGAGUGGAGAGGUCACUGUAGGUGAAAACAUCACGUUUGUGGCUAAAGUGAAUGCUGAAUCAUUGCUGAAGAAACCAACCAUUAAAUGGUUCAAAGGGAAGUGGAUGGACCUCGCCAGCAAGUCUGGAAAACACCUGCAGCUAAAGGAAACAUAUGACCGCAACACGAAGGUCUACACGUUUGAGAUGCACGUUAUCGGAGCUAAGGCCAACUUUGCUGGAGCUUACAGAUGUGAGGUCACAUCCAGGGACAAGUUUGACAGCUGUAAUUUUGACUUGACUGUACAUGAGGCUUCUGCUGCUGAAGGUUUGGAUAUAAGAGCAGCUUUUAGGCGCACUAGUACAGAUGGAAAGGAAGAUUCAGGAGAGCUGGACUUCAGUACCUUAUUAAAAAAGAGAGAUGCUGUGCAGGUGAGUUCAGAGCCUGACCUGGACGUGUGGGAGAUUCUUAAAAAUGCUCCAUCUUCAGAAUAUCAGAAGCUUGCUUUCCAGUAUGGCAUUACUGACCUGAGAGGCAUGCUGAAGAGACUGAAGAAGAUGAAGAAAGAAGAGAAGAAAAGUGCAGCUUUCCACAAAAAGUUGGAUCCUGCUUAUCAAGUGACUAAGGGACAUAAAAUAAAACUGGCCGUUGAGGUCGCCAAUCCAGAUGUUGAGGUGAAAUGGCUGAAGAACGGAAAAGAAAUUCAACCAACUGGAAGCAAGUUCAUCUUUGAGAGUGUUGGCAACAUGCGCUACCUCACCAUAAACCACUGCUCCUUGGCUGACGAUGCAGCAUAUUGCUGUGUGGUGGGAGAGGAAAAAUGCACCACUGAGCUUUUUGUUAAAGAGCCUCCGGUCCUGAUUGUAAAUAAUCUGGAGGAUCAGAUGGUCAUGAAGGGUGAGCGGGUGGAGUUAGAGUGUGAAGUCUCAGAGGAAGGAGCCAAUGUUAAAUGGGAGAAAGACGGUGUGGAAUUGACAAGAGAUGAGUCUUUCAAGUAUCGCUUCAAGAAGGACGGGUGCAAACAUUUCCUGAUCAUCAAUGAGGCCACGAAGGAAGACUGCGGACACUACAAGGUUAAAACAAAUGGCGGCGAGUCCAUGGCUGAACUCCUGGUGCAGGAGAAAGAACUGGAGGUAUACCAGAGCAUUGCAGACCUUACUGUGAAGGCAAAGGAUCAGGCGGUGUUUAAGUGCGAGGUGUCAGAUGAGAGCGUGAGGGGAACCUGGUACAAGAAUGGUGUAGAAGUCAAGUCUGAUGCCAGAAUAAAUAUCACACAUAUUGGCAGGAUCCACAAGCUGACCAUCGAUGACGUCAAACCAGAGGAUGAGGGAGACUACACUUUUGUGCCAGUUGGCCAUGCGUUCAACCUUUCUGCCAAACUCAACUUCUUGGAGGUGAAGAUCGAUUACGUGCCACGUCAAGAUCCUCCUAAGAUCCACCUGGACUGUAUGGGUCGCACUGCCGACUCAACCAUUGUGGUGGUGGCCGGCAACAAACUGCGCCUGGAUGUUCCUAUUACUGGAGACCCUGCUCCCACAGUGGUCUGGACCAAAGGAGAAAAGGCUAGUUCUGUAAAACAUGAUGGAGAAGGGAGGAAGGGAGGACCAACAUCCUCUUGGACCCUGAAGGAUGGGGAUAUGGUCACCGAGGGAGAUGGUAGGGUCCAUGUCGAAACCACCAAAGGACACUGCAUCUUCACCAUCGAGGGGGCCGAGAGGCAGGAUGAGGGAAUCUACUCUGUUGUUGUUCGAAACCCCGCUGGGGAGGACACUGCAGAUAUUAACGUAAAAGUUGUCGAUGUUCCAGAUCCUCCCCAAGCUCUCAAAAUCCUCAGCGUGGGAGAGGACUCCUGUGUUGUCCAGUGGGAUCCCCCUCUGUUUGAUGGUGGACAGCCAGUUAUUGGCUAUGUGCUGGAGAGAAAGAAGAUAAAGAGCUACAGGUGGAUGAGACUGAACUUUGACCCUUAUCCUGAAACAACUUAUGAAGCCAAGCGGAUGAUUGAAGGAGUGGCGUAUGAGAUGCGAGUGUAUGCUGUCAAUAGCAUUGGCAUGUCUCGUCACAGUCCAGCCUCACAGCCUUUUGUGCCAGUCGCCCCUACAAGUGAGCCCAUCGGACUGUGCGUCGACGACAUCACUGACACUUCCAUCUCGCUGAAGUGGCGGCGGCCUGAGAGGAUCGGCUCGACUGAACUCGAGGGUUAUGGGAUUGAGUACUGCAAGGAGGGCACAGAUGAAUGGAUACCAGCCAUUCAAGGUCUGACUGAGAGGACAUCGCUGGUCAUCAAGGAUCUCACAACCGGAGACAAGCUGCAGUUCCGUGUGCGAGCCUACAACAUGGCAGGACCCAGUACUCCUGCGACUCUGGCUCAGCCCGUCACCAUCAGAGAGAUAAUGCAACGCCCUAAAAUUUGGCUCCCGAGAAAUCUCCGCCAGACUCUCAUCAGGAAAGUUGGAGACACUGUCAACCUUGUCAUUCCAUUCCAGGGUAAGCCCAAGCCAAUGGUCACAUGGAGCAAAGACGGGGAGCCUCUAGACCCCUCAUUUGCUAAUGUGAGGAACAGCGACGUGGAUACGAUCCUCUUCAUCCGCAAGACGGACAGAAAACACUCUGGGAAGUAUGAUCUCCACGUGCAGAUUGAGAAUGUAGAAGACACAGCAAGUAUCAUGCUGCAGGUUGUUGAUCUCCCAGGGCCUCCUGAGGCACUGAAGAUCGUGGAUGUCUGGGGCUUCAAUGUGGCACUUGAAUGGAAGCCACCCAAGGACAAGGGUAACUGUGAAAUCACUGGCUACAAUGUUCAGAAAGCUGACAAGAAGACCAUGGAGUGGUUUACAGUCUACGAUCAGUACAGGCGAAGCAACUGUGUUGUGUCUGACCUCAUCAUGGGGAAUGAGUAUGUCUUUCGAGUCUUUGCCAUAAACCUGGUGGGUCUCAGCCCAGAGCCCUGCAUCACAAAAGACAGCGCUUACAUCCAGAAAACAGGAAUGGAGUACAAGCCGCCUACCCACAAGAACCAUGACUUCACAGAGGCUCCCAAGUUCACGCAUCCUUUGGUGAACCGUUCUGUAAUAGCAGGAUACAACGCCACCCUCAGCUGCUCAGUCAGAGGCAUACCAAAGCCCAAAGUGACUUGGUACAAAAACAAGAUGGACAUCACAAAUGAAGCCAAGUACCGGAUGCUCAGUAAGCAAGGUGUUCUGACGCUGGAGAUCCGUAAGCCCUGUCUGUUCGAUGGGGGAGUGUAUAUGUGCAAAGCAGUCAAUGACAUCGGAGAAGACAUAGUCGAGUGUAAACUGGAGGUUCGCCCUCAAAUUGCUAAAGAAGAAAAGAAGUAAGACGUCUGAGCUGCUGACAGAAGAGAAGAUCGACGCCUGCAUGUUGACUUUUUUGUCAUGAGAAACUCUCCACCUACAUCACAAACUGUGUUUUGCCCACAUCUUUUUCUUUUUUUGGGUUUUGCACCACUUUCCUCUUCUGUAAUCAUCCUUGUAACCAUCUUGCUAUCCUCCCUGUUAUGUUAGUACCAUGUGUACCGCUGAAUUGAACUGACUGGGACUCAUUGCUUGAAUUUGCGGUUUAUUAGUUGGGAAGUAUUGGUAUUUAUGUAUUAUUUAAAAAGUAAUGGUUUGUCACUUUCUACACUCACUUCCAGGAGUAGACAUAAAUGGAUCAUGGUGUCCAGUAAAUAUGGAUAAUAGUCAAAGAAAGUUGCAAUAUUUAUGAAAUGACUUUAUGAUCUGUCAUUUUGUUUCUCACUUAUUUCAGCUGGGGGAAAGGAAUGGAUUAGAGUGUUUGGAUUUGUUUGUGUGCUUACAAAGGUCAAUAUAAAUGCUUCAAAAAUA
Messenger RNA from Micropterus salmoides (largemouth bass), 4079 nucleotides. RefSeq names its product myosin binding protein C3 (gene mybpc3). The transcript is spliced from 31 exons. The record is from RefSeq and is a predicted model, not a curated record. Lineage: Eukaryota; Metazoa; Chordata; Actinopteri; Centrarchiformes; Centrarchidae. The coding region runs from base 36 to 3572 and encodes 1178 amino acids. Gene Ontology annotation, molecular function: protein binding.